This is a messenger RNA of Culex quinquefasciatus (southern house mosquito), 1065 nucleotides long. Its product is annotated as probable transcriptional regulatory protein TTE1135. The record is from RefSeq and is a predicted model, not a curated record. Lineage: Eukaryota; Metazoa; Arthropoda; Insecta; Diptera; Culicidae. The transcript is spliced from 4 exons. Gene Ontology annotation, cellular component: mitochondrion. The coding region runs from base 178 to 1020 and encodes 280 amino acids.
UCCCCAAGAACGUCAACAUGUUUACAUAAGUUUCUCAUUCAGUGAGCGAAUUUCACACUGAAUUGUUGUACAUAUUUGAAUUUGCUUAAAAUUAGUUUUAAUAAUGAAUAACCUUAACUAAUAAGCUUGAUUUUCUCCUACAAGACAAGAAGGCUUUGCCUAAAUCCAUCUAGUGAUAUGUUCCGUUCGUUGCGAUUUGCUGUAAAGAGUUCGUUGGGCAACCAAAUCCGCACUCCUCAAGGAUUCACCCGAUCGCUCCAUCUCAAGCCACCAGCUCUAGCGGGUCACUCCAAGUGGCAGAACAUCCGCCACAUCAAAGCCCUUAACGAUGGCCGCAAGUCGACACUGUUUAUCAAGCUUGCCCGCCAAAUGCGACUUGCGAUGCAAGCCGGUGGCCCCAAUCCGGCGGUGAACGCCACGCUGCGAGCCGCCAUCGACGAGGCGCUCAAGAAGAACAUGCCCAACUCGACGAUCCAGGGCAUCCUGAAGAAGUUUGCCACCCAGCAGUCGGCGGCUCAGCUGAAGAAGUUCACCGUGGAGAUUAAGGCGUUCGAUCAGGUCAACCUGAUCUGCGUGCUGUACACGGACCGGUUUACGCAGCUCAAGAUGGAGAUGGCCACGACGUUGAGGAAGAAUUUUUCAAACUUCUCUGAAGUUAAGCACAUGUUCGACGAGCAAGGUUACGUGGAGGCAAUAGCUUCCGAAAACAAAGCUGAAAGCGAUCUGCUGUCAGCUUGUACCGAAGACGCCAUCGAGGCUGGAGCUGAAGAUGUAGAACUUAUGAACGAGGAGAGCAGGUUGAUAAGAUUCCUCUGCGAUCCGAACGAGAUCGAUCGGGUGCGGACGCAGCUGGAGAAGCUCGGCUACGUGGUGGAGCACAGCGAGCAUGCAUUUUUCCCCAAGAGUACGAUCAAGCUGAACCCGGACGCGACGGAAGCGUACGAGAAGCUGAAGGAGAAGCUGCAAGCGAUGGACGGGGUGGAGGAUCUGUACGAUAACGUGGAGGUGGUGUACCAGUGAUUCGGGGUUGGGAAGUGGGUAGUAAUAAACACAAUUGAAAGUUUC